Messenger RNA from Chiloscyllium plagiosum (whitespotted bambooshark), 5310 nucleotides. The record is from RefSeq and is a predicted model, not a curated record. Lineage: Eukaryota; Metazoa; Chordata; Chondrichthyes; Orectolobiformes; Hemiscylliidae.
UGUCCAGCACUGGCACCUCCACAUCACACACAAACCAAUGCACUUCUCUAUCCAUUAAGACUGUCCUGGUUGUGUGUUUGAAUAUCGCCUUUUAUUGUCACAUUUUGUUUGACAAUAGAUGCUGUGAGAUCCCACACUGCUCCAUUUGUCUCUGAGCCACGGUUCCAGGUUCAGGAGCUGCUCAAGCCUGGUGGCUAUAUCAAUGCAGCGCUGAGUGAGUGCUGUGGCCGGAAUGAUCUCAUGCUGAAUGAUGUCUGUGAGGUUUGCAGAACCAGAUGUGGUCCUCACAGGGACCUGUCCAGGGAUGUGUCCGGAUCGAGAGAGGGAUGAACGACAGAGACAGAAGAGACUUCAUAAGUUUGAAAUCCUGGAGGGAACUGUGAGAGACCGGCUGCCCAGCGCUGACCCACGGAGAAUAGUGAAGGAAUAUUCACGACCAGCAGCUGGAAAAGAACCUGCUCAACAAUAUGAGCUCCGUCCAGCCAGUGUCCUCCUUAAAACUGUCCAUUAUCUGAUCGAUGAGAUUGUCCCACGGCAUGAGGAGCCCUGGGUGGAAGUCUAUGAUUAUGUGUUUGACCGACUGCGUAGUGUGCGUCAAGACAUGACCAUCCAGAAGGUCAGUGGGCCUAUCGCAGUGACCAUUCUGGAGAAGAGUCUACGCUUUUUCCUCUGUGCCUCAUACUGGUUGUGUGAGGAACCCAUUCAGGUUUUUGAUCCAAAAAUGAAUGAUAUUCAUGUUCAGGAGUGUUUCAGUUUGCUACUUGCCAACUAUUCUGCUGGGAUUUAUGAAAAUGAAGCUGAAUUUCAGGCUCUGGCCAUUCUCUAUAACCUGGGUUCAGUGAAAGCUCUUCAACACGCCUUACUCCUGCCCCAUCACAUCCGAGAUUCACCUGACAUGAAGCUGGCAUUUGGCAUGAACCGAGCUUUCGCAGAGGGAAACUAUGUGCGAUGUCUGCGACGAGCUGGCAGUUUGUCCUUCCUGCAGAGCUGUGCAAUUUAUCGGCACAUUCAGCAGUUCCGGCAUCACCUGCUUCGGGUGUUUAACCAUGGUUACAGCAGCCGUAACUGUCGCUACCCUCUCCAGAGGCUGGCAAACCUACUGGGCAUGGACAGCAUACCCUCAGCUGCUGAGCUUUGUCAGCGCCAUAACCUGGAGGUGACAGGUACCUCCGUGUGCUUCCAGAAGAGCUGCUAUAGAGAUUUUGGUCCUGGGACACGGCAACGAGAACUGGGAUUGGUCAGCAAAAAACAAGGAAGCAAGUCAAAGUCAAGCAUCAUUCACGGCGAUUGAGUUAAACUGGACUGAACAGCAGCUGACAAGGGCAGCUCCUCUUGUACACUCUCAGCUUCUCAACUUUCAAACAUCUUUGGCCACAGUGAACUAAUCCAGGUGCAAUCUGCCCAGCCACAUUAUUAGAUAGUGUCCUAUCGGCUGUUAUGAAGGGAUUAGUGUGGGCAGUGAAAGAGCUUCUGGGAGUGCUUCAUGGGAAGAGUGUCGAGGGAGUUUUAUUCUGUGCCUGGCCCCGUGCUGUCCCUGUCCUGGGAAUGUUUGAUGGAGACAGUUGCAUUUCCAGCAUCAACAUCCCCAGCAAUAAAUGUACACUAAAGGCAGUUGGAGUGUUUGCAUUUUGUGACGUCGAUUGACUGGGUCUUCCACUGGGCUUUUUGUUCUGAUGGAAAAUGAACCCCUGCCAUUCUGACUGUGAGAUUAAAUCCCAGUUCAGGAAUCUUCCUCUUACCUUUCUUUGAAUUUUCAUUGUUUAAUACAUUUUGAAUGUGAUAAAAUGAAAUUAUAUUUUAAGGAGUGCUUUGAUAUAAAAUUUAUAAAAUCAAUAUAUCUGUGCUCUGACUAUAGAAUGGUUGACCUCUUACCUGUGACAGCCUGCUAGAAAGCUGGUACAGUAGAAUUGAAAACACAAAAUAAAGAUGAUCAUUUUUACAAAAUCUAAAUAUCUUCAGAGGUUUGCCAAGUACUUUGCAGCCAAUGAAGUCACUGUUGUAAUUUAGAAAUUGCAACAGCAAAUGUUCACACGAUCAGACGUCUCAAAUAGCAGUUAAAUAAAUGACCAGAUGAUGAUUGUUUUAGGGAUGUUGAUCAUGCAAUAAAUAUUAAUCUUGACACUGGCAAGAAAUUCCUUUCAAAUUGUUUCUGUUGCUGACUUUCAAUGGGGAGAUCUGAGGGGGCUUCGGUUUCACAGCACACAACGCCGGACCCUCUCACUGCUGGGGUGUCAGCUUGGAUUAUGGGCCUGAGUUCCUGGAUUGGGACCUGAACCCACAAGGUGUUGAUGCAGAGAGAGAGUGUUCUCUACUGAGUCACAGCUGACGGAGAAGAGAUAAUGCUAUAAUUGACCUGUGGGGAGCUGCAUUGGAACUGUUUCGGUUUUAAAAAAAGAAACCCAAACAUGACAGACACUGAUCAUCGGAAACACAAAAAUAUAGAAAAUGUAGCAAGCUGUCCACAGCAAAUGUUGACCAUUCUGGUAAAUAAAUUUAGAGGUGAAUUUUCCUGGCAGUUGUUCUUUUUAAUCACUGUGUGCUAUCAGACCUGUUGAGAACUUCCAGUCAGUUUCUGUUUGUUUCGUUUGGCCAUUUAGUGAGCUGUAUCUGGACAGAGUGAUGUGUACAAAAGCCUGUGGCUGGAGGUUGCUGUGAGCUCAGGCACCUGGACAGACAUGGCUCAGAGCAAUGAGUAUGAAGAAGACAGGCUUCACAUUUCGCCUGAUGUUUCUAUUAUUCUCAAAUAUUGGCCCACUUCUUUAAAACAACAAAUUACAGAUCACUGGAUAGAAACACAAAGGAUAUUCCUCCAAAGGGACUCAGUUCCAGAAUUCAAUCAGUGAAGACAAUUUAUUGAGUUACCAUUUUGUAAAGUUGGCUGGGAAUCCCAGUGAAGCUAUUAACAGAGACUAAGGGUCAUGUCAGGAGGGCUUUUUCAACACAAAGUGUGAGUGGAAAUCAAAAAGUCUCUUCUCCAUAAAACAAAUAGUUUUUGUUAGGAAGCAGCAAAGGGACCUGAACUAGUAAACGGAGUUCAGGAAAAGAGCAGCCAUGAUAUAGCUGAGUUGAUGGAAUGAAUGGUCUCUUCUGAGAUUUUGCUAAACAAGUUUCUUUUCACUUUUCAUUUGCUUUAUUUGAGUUUGCAGACUAAUAGAUGUGAUAUCUUUCUUUCUGAUUGUUAGUCGGGAACUGCUGUUUGAUAUCUAGAUUUUUUUUGCAAGGAGUUUUGUUUGUUUUGGUAAGUUCCCAUCACAACAUGAACAUCCAGCCUUGACUAGCGUUGCAACGAUUCCUGUGGCCACCAGUGGGUGGAACUGUCUUCCCAAGAAACAGAGACCGGCUGCUAACCUACCAGAACUGCAUGCUUUGUUUUAAAUAUCUAUCGCCAUAAGUAUGUCCCAUGCUGUGAGGAACACGGCUUUUCAGAGGCAACCAUGUUAAUUUGUAGAUGAAGUCUAUUUAAUAUCUCCUUACUUGCUCUGUCGGUCCCAAAGGUGACAUUGACGGCAGCAUACAGCCUGAGUCCACUAAGGCAAAGUGGGAGUCAGGACCCCAAGUAGGCCUGGGAGCUCAUGAGCAGCAAUGGCUAUGUGCCCCUGCUCCAGUCACUGUCAGGUUUUCCUCCCCCCUUUAUUGGUCUUCUCCCCAACCCCCCACCAACCACUCUCAAAGAGAGUCACAACAAUUUUCAAGGCUGAGACUGGCUCACAGUGGAGUUGGUAAACAGUGCACUAAGGAGAGCUCUCAGCUUUAGCUCUGAAACCCUAAGCCAAUGUUCUUCUGCCUGGCCUCUUGUCUUCCAUUCUCUGUAGCUCAUCCAGAAGCUGCAACCUAUUUUCACCUAUCACCUGGGGUUCCCUGACCAACAUUAGCUCCUUGUCCAGCAGUGCUUCCAUUUAAAAAAUAUUGUCUUUGUUUUCAGUCGCUUUCUGGCUUCAUCUCUUCACUUGCAUUGAGUUAGUCUGGUCCAGCCACUGCUGAAGUCUCUGUAUUUGUCAGUUGUGAUUCCUGCCCAGCUGCCGUUGACGACAUGUUUCCAGCUCCUGAAAGCAAACUCUGGAAUUCGUUUCCUAAACCUCUCCUUCAAAACCUUCCUCAAGACUAAAAGUCACACAACACCAGGCUCCUUCAUCAGGUACAAAAAUCAGAUUGCAUCAAGCAUUAAUCAGGGGUAAACCCCAGAGAUUUAAUAUGUUUGUUCUUGUGGUCAGUUGAGUUCGGGGUGAAGUUAAGAUUCCAUUCAGACGGAAGCACAUCAUUGCACUGACAAAUAAAACGCUAACAAAUUCCCAUGGGUACCCAUGUGUACAUGGGUACACAAUCACCUGAUGAAGGAGCGUCGCUCCGAAAGCUAGUGUGCUUCCAGUUAAACCUGUUGGACUAUAACCUGGUGUUGUGUGAUUUUUAACUUUGUACACCCCAGUCCAACACCGGCAUCUCCGAAUCAUUCCUCAAGACUGCCCUCUUUGGCCAAGCUUUCUUCACAACUAUUGGAGCACAUCAUUCAAAUGUAUAUGUAAAUGCAAUAUUGUUGCAGGGAGACAGUGUGUCCUCUCUUAUGGGUAAACAGGAACUGAACCCAUGGGAAUUUGUUAGCGUUUUAUUUGUCAGUGCAAUGAUGUGCUUCUGUCUGAAUGGAAUCUUAACUUCACCCCGAACUCAACUGACCACAAGAACAAAAAUAUUAAAUCUCUGGGGUUUACCCCUGAUUAAUGCUUGAUGCAAUCUGAUUUUUGUACCCCGAUACUCACCUGGAUAAACUUUAGUUACCCAAUUUAUUUGUAUUCCAGAGAUUGAGGUGCAAUUCACUGGAAAAGGGUGGGACGAAUUGGAGAGUUCUGUCUUAAGAAUGCAGACAUCAUACAGUGAAUGGCCUCAUUCUGUUCUGUAUUAGAUAUGCCUUAACUUAAUUUUCAUAAGGGUGUGCCUAUUAGUCACUGAAUGCAUCAGAAGCAUGAGGCAAAAUGAUGGGAUAAUGUUAACUGGAGACUCUAAUUCUGAAAGAGAACUCUCAUACACUGUUGCAACAACAUGUUUCAUGGUCACUGUAUAACUUAUAACGGAUAUUAAGAGGUUUCUUUAACUGACUGCUUGCAAAUAAUCUUAAUGUCAAUGUGCAAGAAUAAAGAUUUUUAAUUAAAAGUCUAGUCUUAAAAUAAUAUUUCCUUUCCGAUUGUGCUCAGCAUAUUUGUUACAGAGACUCUGUUGGGCUGCGAGGGGAUUAUUCACAACCUCCCUCUCACCAGUUAUUGAAGACAUGUAUGUACUGAACACACUCGCAUCUCAGGAGAAAGUGAGGGCUGUGGAUGC